Messenger RNA from Polyodon spathula (Mississippi paddlefish), 3349 nucleotides. RefSeq names its product rho GTPase-activating protein 6-like. NCBI's taxonomy places the organism in Eukaryota, Metazoa, Chordata, Actinopteri, Acipenseriformes, Polyodontidae. The record is from RefSeq and is a predicted model, not a curated record. Gene Ontology annotation, biological process: signal transduction. The transcript is spliced from 13 exons. The coding region runs from base 337 to 2817 and encodes 826 amino acids.
GGCUACAAGCUGCAGGGAGCUUCCGCACCUAAUUGGUUCUGAACUACUCAAAGCCAGUUUGACAAUGCGGGUUUGUCCUGUAUUUUUUCAAAUACAUUGUACCAGUGCUAUUAACUCACAAAGUGCAAUGUUCUCUUUUACGAUCUUACAAGACGCCCUUUCGGGAUUCUGAAUUUGUGAUUUUUUUUUUUUCCAAUUAUGAUGGGUUAUGACUGCUUCUAUUUACGUGUCGUGCUCAUUUCUAAUACUUUAUAAGGAGUGCAUUGCUUUGAUACUACAUCUGUUAUUUGGAGGAGCCCAAUUCCAGUUCUAUGUGGAUGUUAUUUAACUGCAAGCAUGGGGGACUCAGUGUUCUUUGACAGACAGCUUUCUUACACAGGUGACUUUACCUGGAACAGCAUGUCUGGGCGAAGCGUAAGGCUAAAGCCAGUGCCCAUCCAGAGUCUCUCCGAGCUGGAAAGAGUGCGACUGCAGGAGGUGGCAUUCAAUCGUCUGCUGCAGGACUAUGACCUGGGCUGCCAGAUAACUAUCCCCAGAGAUGGGCAAAAACGCAAGAAAUCAUUGAGGAGGAAGCUUGAUUCCUUAGCCAAAGAGAAGAAAGACAAAGAAUUUGUGCCUCAAGCUUUUGGCAUGCCACUGUCCCAGGUGAUAAGUAAUGACAGGACCCACAAACAAAAACAGGACUCCCAGAAAGAAGAACAGAAAGAAUCCCCUGAUCUGGUGACCUCCAUCUUACACUUUGGAUUGAAGAGGCAAAACAAAGAACUCUCAAGCAGUAACUCAUCUCUCAGCUCCACAUCGGAAACGCCUAACGAGUCUACCUUGCCUAAUACACCUGAGGCAGCCCCUCGGACACGCAGACGGUUUUACUGUGUCUUCCAGGGUGGAAUGUCUGUGGAUUCUAUCACAGACCUGGAUGACAGUCAGUCUCGACUGCUGGAAGCCCUGCAGCUCUCCCUGCCAGCAGAGGCUCAGAGCAAGAAGGAGAAGCAGAGGGACAAGAAGCUCAGCCUCAACCCCAUUUACAGACAGGUUCCCAGGCUAGUGGACAGCUGCUGUCAGUAUCUGGAAAAAUAUGGUCUUCAGACGGUAGGAAUAUUCAGAGUAGGAAGUUCAAAGAAGAGAGUGAGACAGCUCCGAGCGGAGUUUGACAGCGGUGUGGAUGUGAUGCUUGAUGAGGAGCAGAGUGUUCAUGACAUCGCCGCCCUGCUGAAGGAAUUCCUGAGAGACAUUCCCGACCCUCUCCUCACCAGAGAGCUCUACUCUGCCUUCAUCAACACUGUCUUGAUGGAAUCAGAUGAGCAGCAAAAUGCCUUGCAGCUACUCAUCUACCUUCUACCUCCCUGUAACUGUGACACUCUGCACAGACUCCUGAAGUUCCUUUCCACUGUGGCCAGUCACGCUGAAGAUAACUAUGACAAGGAUGGCCAAGAGAUCACUGGGAACAAAAUGACAUCGUUGAAUUUGGCCACAAUAUUUGGCCCUAACCUCCUGCACAAGCAGAAAAGCACAGACAAAGAGUUCUCAGUGCAGAGCUCAGCUCGGGCGGAGGAGAGCACAGCCAUUAUUGGGGUCGUUCAGAGGAUGAUACAGACCUACGAGGCGCUUUUCAUGGUCCCCCCCGAUCUUCAAAACGAGGUGCUAAUGAGCUUAUUGGAGACUGACCCGGAUGUAGUUGACUAUCUGCUGCGCAGAAAAGCUUCACAAUCAUCAAUCCCUGAUCUGAUGAGGUCAGAUGGGCCUUUCACCCUGGGUGAGAGACACUCCUCCACAGACUCGAAAGCAUCAAGUGGGGAAGUGUCUCCCUAUGACAACAACUCGCCGGUACUAUCAGAAAGACUACUGUUUCAGAAGAAGGAGGACAUCAGCCCCAGCUUGGAUAAACUCUUCAAGGUCCCUGAGCAGUACGUGCUGGUUGGACAUUUAAAAUCCAAGUCGAAGGACUUGUCUCCGGGGCAGUGGGCUGGGAAAGAUAUUUCAGAUGACCACACUGAUAUUUGGGGCGCCUGGCAUUCAACACUGAAACCAGGUUCGAGAGAUCAAGGCAUGACAGGCUCCCCUGGGAACAUGCAUGAAUGCAGUUCAUCACAAGAUGUUUCCUACCCUUCACAAGGUAGUCUGACUUCUGAGUGGCUAGAAGGCCACGACUCCACUUCACUCCCUGUGGACAAUGGGAAGCAGCCAGUCAGGCGGACUCAAACCACAGCUGGAGUCCAGGAAUGCAGAUCUCACCCUCCAGUUGCCAGGGCCUGCAGCAGCUCCCAGGUGGAGGGGAGAAGAAAGCACUUUCAACUGAGUUCAGACAAUUUAUACUCGAAGCCUGAGGGACAUUCAGCUUCAAGUAGCGCCGAGGACAUUCCCCAGAGGACCCUCAACCCUGCCUGUUUGCUGCAGAGCAAACCCAAGCCAGGUUAUACCAAGCACUGGGACAUCAACAAGAAUGAAAGCAGACCUCCGCCACCUUACCCAGGUCCUUCGAGGCAAAGCUCAGCAGGUACGCAGCAGCAGCAACAGCAACAGCCAGUUUCCCCAGCACUGCAGGCUGUGAAAAGACUUCCCAAAUAUGAGAAAAGCCCUACGCUCAUUGAGGCCUCAUUCCUGAAGGUUGCAUCCACAGAGCAGCCUAAGCUUAAUGCGGAACAGAUGCCACCCGUUUCCAACAAUAAGGUAAACAAAGCCUACUCUAGUCAGACAGGCAGCCAGAACAACAGGAACAUCGGGGAACAGGACUGGCAGGAGUGGCAGAGAGAGCGGUGGCAGAUCUGGGAGCUCUUGUCUGCUGACAAUGCAGAUUCACUGCCAGAAACUCUUGUAUGAACUCUGCUCAAGCUGCACAGUGUUAUUCUGUCACUUUAAUUAAAAGAAGACACAUUGGGAAAAUUCAGUCUAUGAAAAUGUUUAUAUAUGUUAACCAUUUUACCCUUUACAAAUUUAAAACAUUGCCACUGACUUUGUAAAACUUUUUGUUUUUGGUUGAUGAAAAAAUGACUUUGCAACUCUUUUCUUUUCCAGUGUAUGGCAAAUUGUCAUUUAGAAAUGUCUCUCAAAUAAGAGCGUGUAUUUUAAAAAAAAAUAAUAAUAAUUAAACACUUUUCUGAUUUCUUCACAGAUUUGCAAGAAAAAUACACAGGUAUACUGUAGCAUUUUAACAUGAUACUUUCUUUUUUUUUUUACGUCAGGUUCAGUUAUUGAUUUCUGUAACUAUUAAAAUCUUUAAGUACAGGUGAUUCCCAACAUCCAGGUCACUAGACAUGGGCUGGAACUUCACCCUUUUCUUUUAAUCAGUUUGUACUUUAUUUGCAUUAAAUCUCCCUCUGUAGAUCAGACAAAAUGUAUUGUAAACUGUACU